Molecule: messenger RNA, 1836 nt
Organism: Triticum turgidum subsp. durum (durum wheat)
Lineage: Eukaryota; Viridiplantae; Streptophyta; Magnoliopsida; Poales; Poaceae
Source: the annotation of a GenBank genome assembly
AUGACUCCAGUCUCCAGCACAACUGUCCAAGGCAACUCCGGGGGAGGGGAACGAAACGCAUCCGGCGGCGUAUGCCCGGCGGAGCAGUUCUGGUCGCUGCUGGACAAGGCGGACCGGCGCUUCGCCCGGGUGCGGGACCUGCCCCUCUUCGGCCGCCAGGAGCCCGCGGAGUACGGCAAGGCCUUCCGCAUCUACACCCAGCUGUGGCGCAUGCAGCAGGAGCACCGCCACCGCCUCCUCGACGCCGGCCUCCGCCGCUGGCAGGUCGGCGAGAUCGCCGCCCGCAUCGCCCACCUCUACUACUCCCAGUACCAGCGCACCUCCGACACCGCCCUCCUCUCCGAGGCCUUCGUCUUCUACCACGCCGUCCUCGACCGCGCCUACUUCCUCGACGACCACCUCGGGGCCUCCACCAAGCACCUGCGCUUCCUCGCCAGGUUCCUCCUCGUCGCGCUUAUCCUCUCCCGCCGCGCGCAGACUGUACCCCGCCUCGCCGGCCAAAUCCGGUCGCUCCUCGACGAAUCCAAGAAGACCCUCCAGGAAGCUGAUUACAGGGAGUGGAAGCAUGUCGUGCAAGAAAUCACGAGGUUUCUAAAGGCUGACUCGCCCUUCAUGAACAAGAGACCUCUCAGGUACAGCUAUGCAUUUGAUCCUCCCCCGGAAAUUCUUCCCACCAUCCCACCUACAGUCAAGAAGCGCGGUCUGCUCUUAAGCGAUGCCAUCCUAUGCAGCUAUUAUCAUAACGAGGUCAAAUUUACCGACCUCACUCUAGACACAUUCAGAAUGCUUCAGUGUCUUGAAUGGGAACCAUGUGGUUCCUUUGCACAAAACAAUGGUUACAGCGCCCAUGAUGAAAGUGGGCAAAAUCACCCCAAUCUCCUAAAAGAUCUGAGAGACGCUGCGUUGCCCCCGAACCCACUGAAAACAGUUCUCUAUCGCCCCUCGGUGCCACAUUUCUUGAAGGUCCUUGCCACCAAAUGUGAGGAGCUCCCAUUGAAUACUAUGAUGUUGAUAUACCUUUCGGCUGCAGGCGAGGUGGGAUCCUCUGGACUUGGUCCCGAUACAAGCGAGAGGGUUGUGAACAGCUUUAGUCAGUUUGACAUAUCUAAUACCAGGGCCAUCACUUCAAAGGAAGAUAAAGAACCAUGUCUUUGGUUAGGUUGCCGUGAAGGCGAAGGCUCAAACUGCAUAUACCCUUGUGAUCUGAUCCCGUUUACAAGGAGACCUCUCUUUUUGGUGAUUGACAGUAACAUCAGCUAUGCAUUUAAGUCAAUUCAUGGGGCUGAAAAAGGGGAGACAGCUGCCAUGUUACUUUCUCCAAGCUCCCGAUCUUGCGCUGUAGGAUUCAGUGGGGACUCUACUCGGCAGAGUGGUAGUCAAUUUACUAUGUUCCUCACAGCUCCAUUGCAAGCUUUCUGCUUUCUGAUCGGCAAUAAUGGGCUGGACAUUAUUGACAAGGAUUAUAACAAAGCCGAGGAGCUACUAUCCUUGUCAUUGAAUGAAUGGGCCAUGACUUUGGUUGCUUCGUCUUCACUUGACCCUGCCUGGGUUGAAGUUUUAGGCGAUCCACUCCUGAGGCGGUUGCUUCUCAGGUUUAUCUUCUGCCGAGCCACUCUUUCGCUGUUCAAAGCGAGCAACGAUAAGGCGGAAUGCCUGCCAAGCUGCGUGCCUCCAUUGCCGGAGUCGGUUGGGGGAGAAAGCAUGCUGUCGCAAUGCUGUGUGAUGCGAGUGGCAUCUUUCUUGGGCGCCGCUGACCAAUUCUCGUUUGCCGAGGUUACUACAUGGCCUGACAUUGAUGAGCCCACCAGCAGUGGAGGUGCCGACAAAGAGUUAUGA